Messenger RNA from Ahaetulla prasina, 4006 nucleotides. It is a transcript of the gene PHACTR4, whose product is annotated as phosphatase and actin regulator 4. NCBI's taxonomy places the organism in Eukaryota, Metazoa, Chordata, Lepidosauria, Squamata, Colubridae. The transcript is spliced from 13 exons. Gene Ontology annotation, biological process: actin cytoskeleton organization; neural crest cell migration. Gene Ontology annotation, molecular function: actin binding. The record is from RefSeq and is a predicted model, not a curated record. Bases 1 to 2010 code for a protein of 669 amino acids.
AUGAAACAUAAAUGCACAAGAACGGCAACUGCCAAUACUGAAUGUGUCAUUGUUUCUGAAUUCUACUCACAGGAGACCUCAGAAGUUUUAGAACGAAAGAUUUCAAUGCGAAAGCCAAGAGAGGAGCUCAUUAAAAGAGGGGUUCUGUUGGAAGAUGUUGAACAGGAUGCAGAAGAGCCAGAGAAGCUAAUUCACGCCACUUUGAAAAAUGGACACACCAUUCCCGUUGACUAUUCCGGAAUCGUCAACCUUACACACUUGGAGGAAGAAACCGGAAAAAGAUUGAGCCUUAAGAAAUCCAGUCCCCCUGAAGAGCCAAAGAAAUUGCAGGGACUUUACAUCACUCACCCCAAUUCAGAAACGGAGCCCCAUCCUGUGCCCCUUGGUCCCAAGCAGCCGCUGCUUCCUCCAAAGCGACCAUUGUCAUCCUCUUCACAGGAGACGAGUGAUCUGCCAACAAGGGAAUUUGGCCUUGGCAACAGCAGCACAAGGACAGUGUCUUAUUCCACAGCUGCAGCUGCCACCAGCACAACAAAAGGGGGCACUGCUCCUACCCCUGCACCCCGGACUCUGCUCCCUGCUCCCACAAGUGGCCACGCUUCGGCCAUCAAUACUAGCAAUGCCACCCCGACCAAGCAGCCCCCUGUGCCACCACCCAAGCCUAUUAAUAGGAAUAGCAACCCCUUAAUAGCUGAACUAUCUCAGGUGAUUAACAGUGGCGCCCCGUUGCUGAAGCCUUCACCGCCUCUGCCUCCCAAGAGGGGCCUUCCGCUGAAUGUACCUUCCUUGCUAGAAUCGGCCAUUGCUCCCAAAUCCCCAACUGAGAGGGUCAUGUCCUCAUCCUACGCUUCCUCGCUACCUCCACAUAUGAUCUCAAGUCUCCCUCCCGGUGUUCCUUCACCUUCCCUGCCUUCUCACAUUCCGUCGGAACCCCCCAGCGCUCCGUUGCCCGCCUCCCUCUACGGAGCGGAGGCUCCCUUUUCUACAGAACUACGGAUGGACAGUCAACAAGAAGGUCUCUCCGUGAUGGAUCCAGCCAAGAGAUUGGCCGAGCUGGGAUAUGGAGAACCUCAAGGGCUUCCUCGGUUGUCCCAGGUCCCGCUGCACAUCCGCAUCCAGCAGGCGUUGAGUAGCCCUUUGCCAGCAACCCCGCCGGCCGAAGGCUCACACAGGGCUCACUCGUUGCUCUUUGAAAACGAUGGCUCCAGCGAGGAUAAUGGAACAGUAGGCAGGACCAGAUCUCUGCCUGUGACUAUCGAGCUGCUGAAAGUUCCAGACGAUGAAGAAGAAGAAGAAGAAGAAGAGGAAGAUGGCUCAGGAGAUGCAUGUCCUUCCAAUCACCAUGUGUACAUUGGAGAGGCCCCAAUGGUUGCAGUUAUUCCCAGGCUGAUCCUGCAAACGGUGCAGGAUGAAGACGAGGGACCGAGCGAUUCGGAUUCUGAGGGACCCAUUUUGUACAGGGAGGAAGAAGAGGAGGAAGAAGAUGAAGACGAAAGCCACAACACGGCCCUGGCCAAUAAAGUCAAGAGGAAAGACACCUUGGCUAUAAAAUUGGGAAACAUGGCUCCCCGGCAGGAAUUGCCAAGAGAGAGCACCUUUCCUCGGAAGAGCAAGGAAGAGUGGAAUGAAAUCCGACAGCAGAUUGGGACAACGCUAAUCAGGCGAUUAAGCCAGAGACCAACGGCAGAAGAACUGGAGCAAAGGAACAUACUUCAGCCAAAAAAUGAGGCUGACCGACAGGCUGAGAUGAGGGAAAUAAAAAGGAGGCUCACUCGAAAGCUUAGCCAAAGGCCUACAGUGGCUGAACUGCAGGCCAGAAAGAUCCUGAGGUUUAAUGAAUAUGUGGAAGUAACCGAUGCCCAUGAUUAUGACAGGAGAGCAGACAAGCCGUGGACAAAACUCACUCCUGCUGACAAGGCUGCCAUCCGGAAGGAGCUGAACGAAUUCAAGAGCUCAGAGAUGGAAGUGCACGAAGAGAGCAAGCAGUUCACUCGAUAUCAUCGGCCUUGAGGUUUUUUUAAAAAAAAAAGAAAAGAAAAGCAGCAAGAAGCACGAUCAGUCACUGGAAGAAAAGCGAACUAGCCGUGUUUGUCAUUUCCUGUCUCACAAAUUGAAGAGAAAUCUUGAGGCUUGUCUGAGAUUAGCCUUCAUUCACAUAUCCAGAAGAAAAGUUUCUCUUCGCCAGGAAACGGGCCAGGGAUGGGAACGCCCUUGUCCCAAAGUUAGCAUUUCAUUGAAAGGAAAUUUGUCACAAGUGCCAUGAGAUCACACAGCGGGGCAAGUCGCGAUCGAAAGCAUUAUACCUCAGAUAUACGGCAAUACAAACAGAUGAUGCCCCUUGGCUCCUUAUCUUCUGCCUAAUUCUGAACCGUUUUAUGUCCUGAUCUCAACGACAAGCGAGACUAUUGGAGCUAUGGAAUGAGAAGCGUGCACGUACCUAUAUUAUGCUGUACCCAGAAGAAACUUUUAACUGACGCAUUACUGGAGAUUUGGGAAAGGUGCUUAUGGGCUUUUUUUUUUUUUUUUUUUUGUGGAGUUAUUAAUUUGCAGAAUCACUACUGACCAAUCAUAUGUUGUCUAGCGGAAGAAUUGUUGAGCUCUAACAUGGCACAUGCUGCAUCUUGGGGGUGGGGGGAAUGGGGGGAAACGUAACAUUAAAAAAACAAAAACAACGGAUAGCAAGAAGCUUCCUUUGACACUCAAAUUUGCUGUAAAGCUAAGAGGCCGAAUUUUCUGUGGGAAGGGGAUGCACCUUUAGGCCUGUUUAACAGGACACUGCAAAGCCUGAAAUGAGUUGCCUUGAAGAAGCAGAUGACGUGGAAUAUACUGUAUUUUUUAAAAAAAACGUGACUUUUUUUCUUUUUUCUUUUUUUAAAAAAAAGCAACUUCCUGAAACGAAUGUGGAACUUGCCUUUUUCUUAGAUUUGUAGCAAAACGUAACUGAAAACGUAAAUGAUUCGCAAAGGGCUUAAACCCAACUUUUAAAGGAAAGGAAAGAUGGCAUGGCAUUAAAUUGAUUUUUUUAAUGGAAUGGUUCUGAACGGCGUAUCACUGGCCACAUCCGAGAUGCGUGUCCUAUGACGUUGGAGUGAGGAGAUGUGUGUGUGCGUGUGGGGGGGGGGGGGAAAUGCAGAAACAGGAAUUUGGACAUGUAUUAGACGUGGGUUCUGUGUUUCGAGCAUUGGUUUGGAGGCACAUCUCUUUACACAUCUGUAAAAGGUCACACGUGUGUAGAAGCUUAUGGAGAGAUGCAUGUAGGCUGGAGCAGGGGUCUCCAACCUUGACAACUUUAAGACUUGUGGACUUUAACUCCCAGAGUUCCUCUUCCGGGAGUUGAAGUCCACAAGCCUUAAAAGUUGCCAAGGUUGGGCUGGAGGCUGAUAUUGCUGUGCUUCCUCAAAUCCAGAAGACCUCUUUUUUUUUUUUUUUUUUGCUGCUACUUUUGUAACUACACACCUUUUUGGGAGAAGGAUGACCCAGACACAAAAGGGCAGGAUUCAGAUAUCUUAAAAACAUUGUGCAGGAGACUCUGCAGUCAAUUGGGUGCAAUCUUCUUGAAUAAGCCCCCUUCUGACUGAUUUCAGUGGCGAUUAAGGGCAGCUGACAGCUUAGGCUGGAUCCUUCUUAUCUUUUCACAAGGAUAAGGUAAAGCUUAUGAAUAGUGGAGUUUUUUCUUUCCAAGAAACGGUCCUCCUGAUGGGUGAGUCUGGGGGAAACGCAAGGCAUGGCAAGUUUGCCUUCAACGCCCUCUACUACUUUCAUCCCAGCCUUUCUCGCGUUCCUGUGAAGGGAGGGGAAUGUGGCCUCGUCUUUGUAAGGAGCAAUUUUUCUUACAAGGCAAAGAGGAAAGCUUUUGGUGCGGAUUGUGGGAUAAGUGCCAGUGUGCCCUUCCAUCUGAGCAAUUUUUUUUUCCAUGAUGUAUAAAAUCUCUAUUAAGGAAAUCAUUGUGUUGUCUUCCUAUCAACAAGAUUGUAUGAAAUAAAUUUUUUUUAGGAAAAAAAAACAA